This is a messenger RNA of Sinocyclocheilus grahami, 1377 nucleotides long. It is a transcript of the gene slc5a12, whose product is annotated as solute carrier family 5 member 12. Gene Ontology annotation, cellular component: extracellular exosome; membrane. Bases 1 to 1377 code for a protein of 458 amino acids. Gene Ontology annotation, molecular function: symporter activity. Gene Ontology annotation, biological process: sodium ion transport; transmembrane transport. The record is from RefSeq and is a predicted model, not a curated record. The transcript is spliced from 11 exons. Lineage: Eukaryota; Metazoa; Chordata; Actinopteri; Cypriniformes; Cyprinidae.
AUGGAGGACAAAAGUCACACAGUGGGGAUCUUCCAGGUUGGGGACUAUGUGGUGUUCGCCUUUCUAUUCGUGGUCUCCUCUGGUAUCGGGGUUUUCUUCGCCAUAAAAGAGAGAAAGAAAGCCUCAUCUAAAGAGUUUCUGGUCGGGGGCCGUCAGAUGUCCUGCGGGCCUGUGGCCCUUUCUCUCACCGCCAGCUUCAUGUCUGCGGUCACAGUGAUUGGGGCCCCAUCAGAUGUGUACAGAUACGGGGCCUCGUAUGUCAUCUUUGGGGUCGCCUACACGUUCGUGGUGUUUUUUACCGCUGAGCUCUUCCUGCCUGUCUUCUACAGAUCAGGCAUCACCAGUACAUACGAGUAUUUGGAGUUGCGUUUUUGUAAGCUUGUUCGAUUUGCAGCCACUUUCAUUUAUAUCAUUCAGACGAUUCUGUACACCGGUGUGGUAGUUUAUGCGCCAGCUUUAGCACUCAAUCAAGUGACAGGAUUUGAUCUUUGGGGAUCCAUAUUUGCCACUGGCAUUGUCUGCACUUUUUACUGUACAUUGGGUGGGCUGAAGGCUGUGGUCUGGACAGAUGCCUUCCAGAUGGUGGUGAUGGUGGUGGGGUUUCUCACGGUGCUGAUCCAGGGUGCGAGUCGAGCGGGAGGGAUUGAGUCUGUCUGGAGCACAGCUCACACUGGAGGCAGAAUGGACGUCUUUGACUUUGACAUUAAUCCACUGAGGCGACACACGUUCUGGACACUCACUGUGGGCGGCACCUUCACCUGGUUGGGCAUCUACGGAGUAAACCAGUCAACCAUCCAGAGAUGCAUCUCUUGCAAAACAGAAGGUCAUGCACGCUGGGCUCUGUAUCUGAAUCUGCUGGGUCUGUGGAUCAUUCUGUUCUGUGCUGUGAUAUCUGGUCUGAUCAUGUACACUUUCUACUCGCGUUGUGACCCCUGGUCGACUGGAUCGGUCUCUGCUCCUGACCAGCUCAUGCCAUAUUUUGUGAUGGAAAUUCUCGGUGCGUUUCCAGGACUGCCAGGCUUAUUUGUCGCAUGUGCAUUCAGUGGAACACUGAGCACAGUAGCUGCCAGUAUCAAUGCUUUGGCCACGGUGACGUAUGAGGACUUUGUGAGCCAGUGUUUUAGAGAUCUGUCCAACAGAGCGGCCAACUGGAUCAGCAAAGCUCUGUGUGUGGUGUUCGGUGUGGCCUGCACUACUAUGGCUGUGGCUGCAUCAUAUAUGGGAGGAAUUGUGCAGGCGGCCCUUAGUAUCCACGGCAUGUGCGGAGGCCCGAUGCUGGGUCUGUUUUCUCUGGGAAUCCUGUUUCCUGUCACUAACAUACAGGUUGAUCUAAACUUUCAUACCAGAGUUGUCAUGAAUAACGAAUUGUUGGACUGA